AUGUUGAAUGCUGAUCCUUCAUUGCUUAAUGUCUCUACCCUCACCACUGAACAGAUUCAAAAGAUUAUCUCUGCGCCUAUAUGUCAAGCUAAGCUUCAGCAUAACUUGACUUUCCUGGCCAAACUUGCUGACGCUGGGUCUCAGGCACCGGCUCCUUCUCAGACUGUGCAGGUCUCGUCCCAGACUAUUAUGCAACUGGGGCAAGGCAUGCAGCAACCCCAAGUUGCAAUGUCUCAUCCACAACCAGAUCUAUCUACAUUGAACUUGCCCUUUGAAAUGAAUGAUCAGCAACAGCUGCAGCAGCAGCAGCAGCAGCAUCUGGCAAUGUCUCUACAUCAACCUGAUAUCUCUACAUCAAAAUUGCCCUUGCAGAUGAAUGAGCAAAACUAUAAGUUGCCACUUUUCUUCUACCAGCAACAACCUAUCCCUGGACCAAUGGUUAGCUUUCCUGGUGCUAAUAGUGGCAUAUAUCAGGCAUCUCAAACCAGACUUGGUAAUCUUCCAGAUACACCAUCAAGCAACCAAACUGGCUCAGAUUCUGGUCCUGGCUGGUCUUAG
Messenger RNA from Sphenostylis stenocarpa, 558 nucleotides. NCBI's taxonomy places the organism in Eukaryota, Viridiplantae, Streptophyta, Magnoliopsida, Fabales, Fabaceae. The record is from the annotation of a GenBank genome assembly.